AUGUCUACCUCAGGCCUUGGAGAAUCAUGGGUGGUGGCUUCAGUUGAUGCCGAGAGAGAAGAUACGACGGUCAAGCGCUCGCCCAGGACCCCUAGGCAAGCUCGAACUGGAACUCAAGAUGGAAGUAACCAUGGGUUGGACUCUACUGCCUCCUCGGUGUCUGGACCAGAGUUGAUUAUGCCUUCAAUAUACGAGACGCCUAUUUCCGAAGCAUCUUGGGUUGCGCCAGCGGUACGAGCAAAGCAGCCAAGUCCAAAUAUCAGGCGAAGACAUCAACCCUCUGCCGAGACCACGAAAGAAAAGAAGGCUGUUUCCGACGCACCAAACAAGAACGCUCGUUCGACUACGACAUCCAAGGAUCAAACACGGACCCGUUUCACACUUUUUGAAACACCAAUCCGAUCAGUUAUCAACCUCAUCCUUCUCGCGGGAAUCUCACAUUUGCUCAUUUUGCCUGAACUUCUGCAACAGUAUCCAUCUAUGUGUUCCAUGGAUCCACUUUCGGCAUUAUACCCAUCUCCCUGUCGCAGCCAUCUUCUCCAGUCUUUCAGCCCUGAGAAAAACAGCCAAUCGGCGCCAAUUGAAGCCGUUCUCUCAUUUCAAAUACACUUGGAAUCUCUCUUCAAUGCGACCCUGCAUGAAAUCGCUCCACUCAAGGGUUCGUUGAAACAAACAGAGUCUCAGCUCCGCACCGUCCAGCGUGGGCUGAAACAUGCACACCCAGGCACAAAGCAUGAACUGGACCUCGAAUUCGAGAGUUGCUGGCGCGCCAUCCGAAUUGCAGGGUGGAAAUUUGACACCCUCAAGGCCGACCUCCAAUCGGCAGUUGACAGCCUAGUUGCAGCGGGUAAUGUGAAACCGAAUUCCCGAUCUUCCAUAGCCCAGGAUGCCCGUUUAUCCACCCAGAUGCUACGUCGUGAACAGUAUAUCGAGCAACUAAUGGCAAGGAUGCGAUCCAAGGCUGAUUCACUUGCCGCCGACCUUGUCACCCUCGACGACCAUCUCGAGUCAAUCGAGAACAUCGUGGAUCGGGAAAGUGAAACGGCUCCCACGUACUCGCCCAAAGACUCAGCUAGUCGACUCAUAGCUUUCGUAGAAGCCAUCGUUCCUCCCAGCCUUUCGCUUCCUUCUUUCCUCAGGCCGGCUCAGCAAGACACGCCCGCCGAUGAUAGCGACGAUGCAUCCCCCCUCUACCCAAAACUCACCAUAUCACAGACUUUCCACGAAGCGACAACUCACCACCGUCCUGUCGCUAAUAUAGCGAGGAAUCUGUCCCAAAAGAUACAGCAAUCUCUCCAGAAGAAAAGAAACACCAUUCAUUAA
Molecule: messenger RNA, 1323 nt
Organism: Aspergillus puulaauensis
Lineage: Eukaryota; Fungi; Ascomycota; Eurotiomycetes; Eurotiales; Aspergillaceae
Exons: 1
Coding region: 1-1323 (440 amino acids)
Source: RefSeq, a predicted model, not a curated record